Racocetra persica is the source of this 678-nucleotide messenger RNA. The record is from the annotation of a GenBank genome assembly. NCBI's taxonomy places the organism in Eukaryota, Fungi, Glomeromycota, Glomeromycetes, Diversisporales, Gigasporaceae.
AUGGAUGAACUACUGGAUGAAGAACUUUUUGGUCUUGACCAUUUUUCAGAUAGUGAACUAGAAAUAGAUAACAUGAUAAAUGGGGAAGAAAGUCAUGAAAAUGGUUCACAAUUGACAUCUGAACCUCAAAAAACUGUAUUUCCCUCGAUACCAGGGUUGUUCCUUUAUAAGAAUUUGUUAACUCAAGAGCAACAAAAUAGGCUUGUUGAUGCAAUUAUUAAUGAAGGCUAUUUUGAGAGACCGGAAUCAAAUCAAGCAAUGUGUUUUGGUAUACUUCCAUCUUUUAUUAUGCGAGUUGUUGAUAUUAUUGAAAAUAUACCUUCCAUUUUUCCGGAUGAAAUAAAGAAUAGAAAGCCUUUAUUUGACCAGUCCAUUAUAAAUGUAUACAAAGCUGGAGAUGGUAUUAAUAGUCAUGUUGAUCUUGAUAGAUUCGAGGAUGGAAUAGUUGUCAUAUCACUACUUUCAUCUUGUGCAAUGAAAUUCAGUCCUGCUUCUCUAAUAAACAAAGAACUGGGAUAUUCAGAUACAUCUACAGCUACGGAUCCUAAUGAAGUAAUUUCAGUCAUUCUUCGACCCGGAGAUGUUCUUGCAAUGAAUGGACCUGCUCGUUAUGAUUGGGCACAUGGCAUUGAAGCCACUAAAAUCGAUAUAGUUGGAGACGAGAGAAUUGUUCGAAAA